Peronospora matthiolae is the source of this 249-nucleotide messenger RNA. NCBI's taxonomy places the organism in Eukaryota, Oomycota, Peronosporomycetes, Peronosporales, Peronosporaceae. The record is from the annotation of a GenBank genome assembly.
AUGAGCCCAACUAAACGUGACGACGGUGCGGCUAAACGAGCUGCACACGUCGUGGUGGUCGACGACCAAGUCAAGAACGGCGACGACCAUUUGGAAGAAAAGUCGGCAGCGCCAUUGGCGGCGAUAAACCAAAUGCUGGUUAUGCUCGGGGACCUCUCGGAAAGAAUAAAUCCUAUCAAGGUCUUUCAGGGAGAGCGAACCAACAAACAUUGGGAGGACUUACCCGAGUUGAGUGUCGCCAGUCGCUAG